Messenger RNA from Cimex lectularius (bed bug), 3841 nucleotides. RefSeq names its product bromodomain-containing protein 7 (gene Brd7-9). The transcript has 12 exons. The record is from RefSeq and is a predicted model, not a curated record. Gene Ontology annotation, cellular component: nucleus. Lineage: Eukaryota; Metazoa; Arthropoda; Insecta; Hemiptera; Cimicidae. Gene Ontology annotation, biological process: regulation of transcription by RNA polymerase II. Bases 276 to 2585 code for a protein of 769 amino acids.
ACCCGGAAUCGUUUGUUUACGUUAUAACCAAAAGGGCGAGGAGAUAGCCUUAGCUUAGCUUGUUGGUUCGAGGUCCGCCUUCAGGGACGGUUCUAUCUCGAUUCUUUUCGACUGAGAUGCACUUUUCCGCCCUAAAAGACGAGACGAGGCGGACCCAUUGACCUGAGGAUACAAGAAGCCGGCCGACGGCUUUCAACCGAGCUCUUUUUCCCAGUCCGCAUUCACGGCGUCGACGCCUGGAUCAACCGUCCCGGGGCAUCGCCGGUAUCGUCGAAAUGGAAAACAGCAAAUCUUCCAAGGCCGGAUCGGCAAAAAAGCAUAAAAAACAUAAAAAGGAAAAAUACGAAGAAAAAUCAUAUUCAGGAGAUAGACCGCCCGGUUUAAAAUUAAUCCUAAAGGUAGGAAAUUCUUCUACACCAGAGCAUAGUGAUUCACCUGGUCCAAUAUUACAACAAACUAGUUACACCGUAACUGGGGAUGAGGAAUCGUUGCAAUCAUCUUCGUCUUUUUACAAGAAAUCAAAAAAGAAGAAGAAAAAGAAGGAUAGAGAUCAUGACAAGUAUGAUAAGAAGAAAAAACAUCACCAUAAGGACAAACGAAAGAAAGCAUAUGAGGACCAAUCUAGCCAAGAUGGUGUAAGUGUCGGAGAAGAAUCGUUAGCCGAGCCACCUGUUAAUGAAAGAGAUCAGCCCCCGCCAAAGGAAGAUUCUUCCUAUAGUUCAGAGCCCUUAGGUAAAUUAGGCAGCAGGGAGCCUCGUUUGUGUGUUCAACUUUUAAGACAAAAGCAGAACAAAAAUCCGCUAUUUAGAGCGAUAGAAUAUUUACAAAGGCAAUUGGAGAAAAGGGAUCCGCAGCAGUUUUUUGCUUGGCCGGUAACAGACCAAAUCGCUCCGGGUUAUUCGAAGACAAUAUCACAUCCAAUGGAUUUUUCGACGAUGAGGCAGAAAUUAGAAGACAACGCCUAUCCUACAUUGACAGACUACAUUAAUGAUUUUAAAUUGAUGUGCAACAAUGCAAUGACGUAUAAUCAGCCGGAUACAAUAUACUACAAAUCGGCCAAGAGGCUUCUUCACGGUGGCCUCAAGUUAUUCACGCCUGAAAAACUAAGGCAAUUAUCUAAUAGUUUACCUUUUAUAAACCAAAUACCGGCUGAUCAACUAGGAUUCCAACUUGGACCCGGUCCUACACCUAUGCCAAGUGAAAACAGAAGUGCCAGCGACAAUGAUGAGGCACCGCAACCAGUACCAGUUGAAAUUUCUCCAAAGAGGAAAGCAUCAACUAUGCCUGAGUCAGUAUUUAUUUAUUUAUUUUCUUUUUCUAUUAAAAUUUUGAGGGUAUUUAUUUAUUUAUUUAUGUUCAGGACAAAAUUUGAAGCUGUGCCAGAUGAUUUGACCUCCGAGCAAAUAUUAGAUAAGGCUCAAAAAUCAGCUAGUGCUACUGCUGAAAAACUUUCUUUGAAGAAGCCCAAAACGAAUAUGGGUUUCUUAAGGCAACAGCAGGAUGGCAGUACUUCCUUGGCAAUAUUCGUACCUGGAGAAGGAGUUGAUCCAGAAAGGCCUAAACAAAAAGCUGUUUCUCUUGGUCAACUAAUAGGCAAACUUAGUCAUGGUUCAGGUCAAUUACAAGGGUUUAGAGAAGAUAGACGAAAUAUUGCUAAAACCGUGAAACCGUUAAACUACGGUGCUUUUGGUUCAUACGCACCUUCCUAUGAUUCUACGUUCGCCAAUUUAACAAAAGAGGAAUCGGAUUUAAUUUAUGAAACAUAUGGCGAUGAAAAUGCUACACUCUAUGCUGAAAGCAUAUUGAACUUUGCAAAGGACUGCGACUACACUCUGACCAUGGUUGACAAUCUUCUCGAUUUACUGACUGGAGGCGAACACCGGAAGUCGAAGACGGUUAUCGACGAACAAAGGAAAUUCCGUGAGGAAGAAGAGAAAGUAAGAGAACUCAUGGAGUGCAAUGCAACGUCGCCAUCUCAAAAUCAAAUUUCUAAUAUGAAAAUAGAUUUAACUAAUAUUAAAGCCGAUAUCGAACAGCUGAAAUCGCUAUCUGACCUCGGAAUUGAUACAACGUUCCUAUCAUACUACGAUUACUCGGAUGGAAUUCAAAGGAGUGUAGUUCAGGAUAAGUUGGAACAUACAUCAGAAUUGCUAGAAAAGCUUCAACAGGUCCAGAACGACAGGCUGUCAGCUCCUCUACCUAAUCACUUAAGCCACAUAACUCAGCCUUCUGAAACUGAGCUUAAUUUGGCGGAGAAAAUCACCGAGAGCCUUACGGAAUUGGCAAAACAAGUACCACCUGGAGCAAUUAUUCCAGUUCCAGCAAUAAGGAAAGCAAUGGGAAUUGUAAAUGAAACUAUGACAGUAUCUACUUCUACAAGCACGACAUCCCCUAUACAGAAUUCGGUUGAGGAUGUUGUUGUUCUUGAUGGAGGAGAAAGCAGUGGUGAAGAGGAAAAUUGCGUUGGCGUUGGACAAUUGGAUUUAGAAUCAGAACUGAGAGAAUUUCUUGAAAGCGAUACUGCGCUUUCAAAUUUUCCUUUGCACGAUGAUAAAACAAUAGAAGAAAUGCUAUCGGAAUCAUAAUGAGGUUGCUGCAUAAAUGUCUUCAUUGCUCAUCCAGUUCGUACAAAGUAGGUAAAAUAUUUUUAAAAUUAUUGUAGAACUGUUGGUUGUCAAAUGUUUUCAUGUUUGACUCCAUUUUGCUACCUUGUUACAUUCAUUUUAAUAUUACUAUAGUAAUAGAAACUUAAAUAAUGAACCAAAAAGCACUUCAUUAAAAAGUUGGAAAGGUUUAUUUGCUUUAAAUGCAUCGGGUAAAUUUUGUUUUUGAAAAAGGCUGUGUAUAAUAAUUUAAGGGUUUUAACGGCAAUAAAAUGUCAAACUGCAUUAAUUUUAGACAGUUAAUAUUAAAUAUAUUUGUUGCCUGAAUGUAAAUAUACUUCUAGCUUCAUUUAAUUUAUGAUCAUAUGUUCAAAGUGGUUAAAAUUAUAUGACUUUCCAACGUUUUGAUGAAGAUUUAAUGUUCAUUUCUCUGUUCAUAAUUGUAUUUGCAUAUUUUAAUAAUUUGAUGCGUACCAGACCAAUUGUGGAGUGUUCAGUGCAAGGUGAGAUUUUCUUCUUUUCCUCUGAAUAAUUUUCCCUUUAUCAGGUGUAGUUAUGAACACAAUAAGGCCAAAUAUUAAUUUGAAUAUAAGAACAUAGUUUAGUUCUAAUUUUUUAAAUUGGUGUUACAAGCUUUUUUUUUGUUCUUUUAUACUGUCUUGAUGAAAGAAAUAAUUUUCAUGGAUGAGUGGUACAUACACGGGGCAUUUUAAAUUCUGUUCCUUAAAAUUGCAAACUGAAUUUGGUUUUAACUGAGUUUUGCGUAAUUUUACACAUUGGCAAAACUGUAACAUAUUUGGCUACAUUAUUGACAUUUUUUUUCACUGGAUGGAUAAUAAUACAAUAUAUAUUAUUUAAGUAGUGUUUUAAAAAUGCAACUUUAUAUUGAACAUCUAGAUAUAGCUGUUUGAUAAGGGUUGUAUUUAUUUUUAUGUAGCUUAAAUGCACAUUAUAUAAUAAAAUUAUUUUUAAAUAAAGACAAAACCUUUAAGUUGAACUAGAUUUCAUUAGACAUAGAAACAUUUCAGUUUUGUUUUAGAAUAUAUGGUUUAUUUAUUUAUUUUUUUUGUUAGUGUUAAAAUUAAUUUAUAUAAAUUUUGAAUUGAAUGAUUAUUAAUUUUUUUUCUAAUUGAUUGUAUAAUGUGUAAAUUUGGAUUCAAUACAGCGGUAAUUUAUUAAUUUAAGAGUUUCACAAUUAAAUCAACAUUGUAAAUUGUUUUAUAUUUUUUGUACAGUUU